ACUGUCAGCUUUUCAGCCAGUACCAGGAAGUUCCCUUAAUAAAGGGACAGCAGAGACUGAUACAUUGUAUCUGCUUAGGUUUCUGAUCUGUAGCAAGUACAGUAUCCCAGCAGGGUGAAGAAUGGGCUUUGCUGAAGACAAGUUGAAGGACUACCUCUUUGCAAACAUUCGCAGUCUGUACAUUAUAACAUUAGAAGAAAUAUUGUCACAUUUACCAUGCCUCACCACUGCCACUCAGGAGCAAUUAAGGCAAACGUCCCAACACAGAGGCAAUCAAAAUGCAAUAUGGGAAUUUAUGAAUGCCUUAACAAAAAGGGACGGAUGGGCGGGAGAGCUUCUGAACGCCCUGAGAGAGUGCAAGCAUUACGGGCUAGCGACUCAGCUGGAGGAAGAAUACAAUAAACAUGUUAUAAAACGUCCUUCACAACAAUAUCCAUCUGCAUCAGGAAGGAAUGGUCUGACCAACGCAGAUAUAGAUAAUGGCAACAAUCAACAACCAGCUUCUCUGCCUCGUGCUGAAGCUUUGCCAAUGCCAAGCCAUGAUAAUUCAAGUGUUAAUUCCAGAAUUGACUCCAAUCGACUGCAGCUUCAAUCAAAUUACUUGCCGGCUGAUACCACUCUGCUGCCACAUCAACAGCACCAGACGUUGCCACCACAAUACAAUAUCCAGCCACCAGCAAAUCCUCUUCCUCCAUUACGGCCAUUAAAAGAAAUACAGCCCCAUCCUCAGAUUAGGAUUGAUCUUCCCCAAAUCCAACAAGAAACUGUGCCUCUUGCCCAUACGGAGGCUGAAACUCCACAGUUCCACCCUAGUUAUAGUAGCACAGACUCUAUGGCUAGCAUCCAUUCUGAUGUACCAUCAUCAUCAUCAUCAUCAUCAUCAUCCCUACAACAAAAUUACUCUAUAGAAAAUUCUGUAAAAACUCCCAUACCUGAAACCUUUCCCUAUGAUACAAUUGAUCCACUAAAUGAGGUAACAAAGUCACCUGUCCAGAUCUCAUCAGUAUCAGCUGCUUCUUAUGAUCCUUGCCCACCAAUGUCCACUCCAAACAAAACAUUCUCUUCAGUGACCCCAGGGGAUUAUCUGAAAACACAGGUGUCUGACUCUCCUCCUUUAAACGCCACAUCUUCUCCCUCGGCCUUGAAUUUAGAUCGACCUCUGUCUAGUACCCCAAGGGACCCUGAUGUACGACAGAAACAGCCGCAGAGGACAACAAAUUCACCGGAUGCAAUUCACUCUGCCAGUGCUGCAAGUCACAAUGAUGUUAUAAGGGUGUCCAACAAUCGUCCAUUAAACACUGCUUCACCCCCUGCUGCCAGAAAUUCGGACCACACCUUGACCAGCACCCCAAGAGAACCUUAUGUGCAACUGGUGUCACCAUUAAACUCCACAUCUUCUUCCUCCUCCCAGAAUUUAGACCAACCCCUAGUUAGCACCCCAAGGGAGCCUGAUGUACGACAGAAAAAUUUUCAGAGUCCCAGGGGUUUACCGGACACAAUUUUGGACUCUGCUAGUGAUGCAAGUUGCCGUGAUGUUUCAAGGGGGGAAAUAACUGAAUCUUUACCCACAAGGGCACUUUCACAUCUUUCAAGACAGUCAGAGGUUGCUGAAAAUCCUGGUGUACCAGUUUCAUCAGUGAGGCCACUAAAUCGCCCUGACAAUGGAAACGAAGAAGACAUGGUGCUGAGCAAACCAGGAGAACUAGUGUUCUUGCUAGAAAACCAAAACACCCAGGCAGGCGUUUCGGCGGUGACUGAAUCCUUGUCUUUCAACCACGACUUUCUUUUUAGCUCAGAGUCGUCACAAAAUUUGCAGAUAAGUCGUUCCCUGGAGAGAAAUCUGCAGCGUACUCAAGAUAUCAAUGCCAACAGAAGGGAUUUUGAGGGUCAACCAGCACAAAGCCAAAGAGACAGCUAUCAGUCUCAGCUGAACAGCCCAUCAAGCAGGGGAGAUAAUGGCAGGGAUGCAUCCACUACAAUUAGAGUUCAACCAGAAGAGAAUGAUAUGCCUUAUGGUAAUUCACUGGGCUCCAGAAAUGAUGCGUAUAAUCUUCCGUAUGUACAUAAUCAUUGGCUACGCCAGACAUCACAACAGCCGGAGGAGACCAGUGACGCGGAGAAUACAGAUGUAAGGAAUUUCAGUAUUACCGUGAGGAAAGAUGCCAGCUUAGAUCUGAUGGCACCCAACACCAAUGCUCCUCUGAAGAGAAUGCCAUCUCCAGCUAGGGGGCCACAGCCAGAGCACAGUGGCAACAGCCAAGACCUAGGCAAAGUAUCCAAGGAAACAGAUAGAGACAGCAAAUUGCUACUUACAGCUCUCGCCGUUGUCGGUGUUUCCCUUACCUUGCUCCUGUUAUGGAGAAGAGUUAGAAAAUGAUUCACCAAAAAUAUAAUAGCACUUAUAAUAUAAUAUGCACUAUUAGAAAAUAAAAAUAAAUACAAGUAUGCAGAAAAUUUCCAGCCUCUGCUUACAGUAUACUUUCAUUUAUUAAUGUAUAUCAAGGGGGAACAACACUGCUUUACAAUGAAUUAUAUUUGCCCAUUACUAUAGUCAACCUCCAGCAUGCUUUGGGUGAGUGCCAGUGGAAUCAGUGAUAACCAUGGCAGCUUUUACAAAGGCUGCAACUACAUUGAGAAUCAUACAAAACAAGGGACACUCCUUUGAAGAUAACAAUGUCCAUAUUUUGGAUAAAGAGGACCACUGGUCUGAACAAGGUGUGAAAGGAUUCAUAUCAAGGUGGAGAAACCAUCCCUAAACAGAGGAGGGGGUCUUUAACACCACAUGUCUGCUACAUACAAUGCUGUUCUUAAAUCUGUACCCCGGCGGUUUCAGAACACUUCACACAUCCGUUCAUGCAACUCUCACAAGUAACACCUGGUUCUAGACGUUGCAUGAUACCUUGGCAAUCCUAUCACAGUAACUACACAGCAUGCGCACCUCUGUGAGUUUCAACUGUCACCUCUCUGAAAAGCUACAAAUGGCCAUUGUGAUUGGAUUAGAGGACAAAUUUAGAGUUUAUAUGCUGAGGAUUUCCCAUACCAGUCAUUUGAACUGA
This is a messenger RNA of Xenopus laevis (African clawed frog), 3056 nucleotides long. Its product is annotated as mitochondrial antiviral-signaling protein-like. Bases 122 to 2377 code for a protein of 751 amino acids. The record is from RefSeq and is a predicted model, not a curated record. Lineage: Eukaryota; Metazoa; Chordata; Amphibia; Anura; Pipidae. The transcript has 12 exons.